Molecule: messenger RNA, 1208 nt
Organism: Cheilinus undulatus (humphead wrasse)
Lineage: Eukaryota; Metazoa; Chordata; Actinopteri; Labriformes; Labridae
Product: troponin T, fast skeletal muscle isoforms-like
Exons: 14
Coding region: 170-1018 (282 amino acids)
Biological process (GO): regulation of muscle contraction; sarcomere organization; muscle contraction
Cellular component (GO): troponin complex
Molecular function (GO): troponin C binding; tropomyosin binding; troponin I binding
Source: RefSeq, a predicted model, not a curated record
CAUACACACCUCACUCUCAUCCCACAGCCAAUAAGGGCCUGAUGAGCUCAAGUAUCAGGAGAACACAAGGACUUAUUCUCUGAGCCCAGCCUGAAGAUUCUUACAGACCUUCGUCUUCAUCGCCGCAGGAGCUUCUCGUCCUUUCUGAGGUGUGAAGUCUGCUGUCACCAUGUCUGACACUGAGGAAGUAGAUCAGCUGGAGGCCCAGGAGGAGCUAGUAGAAGUAGAAGUAGCCCCUGAGGCGGAGGCCCAGGGAGAGGCAGAGCCAGAGGUAGAGCCUGAACCAGAGCCAGAACCAGAGCCAGAACCUGAACCAGAGCCAGAGGUGGUGCAGCAAGAGGAGGAAGACGCCUAUGAAGAGGAAGAGGAGAAGCCGAAGUUCAAGCCGACCGCUCCCAAGAUCCCUGAUGGUGAGAAAGUGGACUUUGACGACAUCCAAAAGAAACGCCAGAAUAAAGAUCUGGUCGAGCUGCAGUCGCUGAUCGACGCUCACUUUGAGUGCAGGAAGAAGGAGGAGGAGGAGCUCAUCGCUCUCAAAGACAGAAUUGAGAAGCGGCGUGCCGAGCGUGCCGAGCAGCAGAGGAUCCGUGCUGAGAAGGAUAAGGAGCGGCAGGCCAGGCGGGAGGCUGAACGUCUGAGGAAGGAGGAGGCCGACGCCCACAGGAAGGCCGAGGAUGAGGCGAAGAAGAAGAUUGCGCUGAGCAGCAUGGGGUCAGGCUACAGCAGCAGCCUGCAGAGGAUUGAGCAGAAGAGAGGGAAGAAGCAGACUGAAAGAGAAAAGAAGAAGAAGAUCAUGGCAGAGAGAUGGAAACCCCUCAACAUCGAGAACUUCAGCGAGGACAACCUGAGGGAAAAAGCCAAGGAGCUGUGGGAGCUGCUGCACAACCUGGAGGAGAUCAAGUACGACCACAAUGAGGCGCUCAAGAGGCAGAGAUAUGAGGUGAUCUCUCUCAGAAACCGCAUCGAUGAGCUGCAGAAACACAGCAAGAAGGGAGCCGCCUCUCGUCGCAGGAAGUGAGCAGCCUGUCGGUGAUGGCCGGCCCAGGUGGGAGGGGUUUCUCCUGGGGAGGGUCAGCAGCUGAGACCCUGGUAGACCCUGCAGCUCCUAAAUAAAGGCAACAGCUGGCUACAGUCUUAGCGCCUGUGUCUGCUUGUGUGAAACGGUUUUCAGGAUGAAUUUAGCUCCAAUAAAGAUGUUUUCAAAAAUC